Molecule: messenger RNA, 6482 nt
Organism: Sphaeramia orbicularis (orbiculate cardinalfish)
Lineage: Eukaryota; Metazoa; Chordata; Actinopteri; Kurtiformes; Apogonidae
Product: tensin-2-like
Exons: 27
Coding region: 639-5243 (1534 amino acids)
Biological process (GO): peptidyl-tyrosine dephosphorylation
Cellular component (GO): focal adhesion
Molecular function (GO): protein binding; protein tyrosine phosphatase activity
Source: RefSeq, a predicted model, not a curated record
GAAGGGCCUGACAUCAACAAGCCAAAACAGCUGCCCCCUUCUCCCCCAUGGAGAGACAGCAAGAGGAGCCUGAUGACGUGAGGAAACAAGAGAGGAGAGGGCAAGACCGGUGGGGUCUGCAAGCGUGGACGGCAUACGAGACACGUUAGAAGGUCUACAGAGGCUGAGGUGAAGAGAAGGAGGAAUUGGCAAGUUAAAGGGGGAAGGGAAAUGAGAGGUGGCGAGAGUAUGCUUGCAUGCUUUCAGAGUGAGGAUAGCCAGAGAGCAGGGGACAGGGGAGGUUGUAAGAGGAGAGGGGGGAAAGACUGGAAGGUCUGUGCUCGGUGACACUUCUUGGAUAGGUUGUAAGAGGAGAGGAGGUAAAGGGGGGGAAAAAAGUCAUCUGGGGUGCAUUUCGAGGCCGGGCAGGCUGUCAGAGUGAGAGAGGGAAAGAGAGAGAGAGGUGUAAGGAGUCACUGGGGAAAGAAGGGAACAUGCUGGAGAGGUCCACAUGAAGGCAUUAGCUGCAGCACGAACAUAAGGAGGCCCUCCAAACAUGAAGCUGUGAGAGGAGGAAAAAAGAACAGCACGGCUUGGUUUUAAGAAGGCCAUCUGAUUAAGGUCUACGCUGCAAUUUGAAGCAAAAAGAGGCUGGAAGGAUGGGCUGCAUUCACAGCACGAGCACUGGCAGGAUGAAGAAGCUGGGACCUGACACAGGAGGAAGCCCCAUCAAAGAAAACCCUGAGGUGCAUCCUGAGAUUCUUCAACUAGCAGAGCUUGCCAUCUCUGGGAGCCACACCUUCACAGAGAAGAGCUUCAAGAAGAGGCGAGUGUGUGAUGUAUGCAAGCAGAGCAUCAGUAACCCUGGAGCAUUCUGCAUUGACUGCAAGGUUGCAGUUCAUAAGACAUGUGAGACUAAGGUAACUCCCAUCUGCACCUCAGCACCCGAACUGCACAGCUCCACUAAAUCUACAUCACAGAAGAAGAGAGGCUCCUUACCAAGGAGUAAAAGUGUGGAAAAAGUGAUGGAGCAUGUGAUGGAGCACCACUAUGACUUUGACCUGACGUACAUUACGGAGAGGAUCAUCUCCGUCUUCUUCCCGCCAGAGCUGGAGGAACAGCAGUACCGCAGAAACCUGCAGGAAGUGGCAUCCAUGCUGAAAUCAAAGCACCAAGACAAGUUUCUGCUGCUGAACUUAUCAGAGAAGAGGCAUGACAUCACCAGACUAAACCCAAAGGUGCAGGACUAUGGCUGGCCUGAUGUUCACGCCCCACCCCUGGACAGGAUUUGCGCUGUAUGUAAAGCCAUGGAGACCUGGCUGACCUCUGACCCCCAAAAUGUAGUAGUUCUCCACUGUAAGGGAAACAAAGGAAAAACAGGGGUGAUUGUGGCAGCCUACAUGCACUACAGCAAGAUAUCAGCUGGAGCAGACCAGGCUCUCACCACCCUGGCCAUGAGGAAGUUUUGUGAGGACAAAGUCUCCUCGUCCCUACAGCCGUCUCAAAACAGGUAUGUCUACUACUUUGGUGGUCUGCUGUCAGGUACCAUCAAAAUGAACAGCAGUCCUCUGUUCCUCCAUCAAAUCCUCAUUCCGUCACUACCAAACUUCCAAACUGGAGGAGGUUUCUAUCCUUUCUUAAAGAUCUACCAGUCGUUACAGCUGGUCUACACUUCGGGUGUCUAUGAUCCCCAGAGCUCCAGGGCAAGGAAACUGUGUGUGACGAUGGAGCCAGCACUACUAUUAAAAGGGGACAUUAUGGUGAAGUGCUUUCAUAGACGGACCCUGGUAGCAGAGAGAGAGGUGGUUUUCAGAGUCCAGUUUCAUACCUGUACUGUUCACGGGGCUCAACUGUGGUUUGGCAAGACCGAACUGGACCUGGCCUGCACAGAUGACAGGUUCCCUCCUGAUGCUACAGUUGAAUUCAUCUUCUCCAGCGGACCAGAAAAAAUGAAAGGUCGAGAAUACCGCAAAAAUGAUGCCUCUAUUAAAGUGGACUACAACACUUCAGACCCGGUGGUUAGAUGGGAUUCUUAUGAGAAUUUCAACCUUCACCAUCAGGACAGCCUGGAAAAUAUCUCUCACACAAGGGGCCCUCUGGAUGGAAGUCUGUAUGCCCAGGUGAGGAAGCGACGUGGUCCAGGCUCGACUGCCUCAGCAGCAUCACCUAACGGAUGCCUUUCCAGCAGCCCCACAGUGAAACCCCAAACUCCCAGUCAUCCCCAGUCUCCUACGUCCACCUCCGACUCCAGACACUCCUCAGCCCCCUCUGAUCAUCAGGAGGAACCCUCGGUGAAUCACCCUGAAGGAAACGACAAAGACUCUUCACCGAGAAGGCCAGGUGAAAAGGAUGGAGCAAAAGAGAAAACAAAAGGAAAAGAAAGGGAUAGAGAGACGGCUAUUCUAGAUGAUGGAGAUCUGUCAAGCCCAGGUUCAAGGAGAGAGCAUCCAUGUUGUAAUCAGCCAAAGUGUGGAACUAUGGGAUGGGAAAGAGAGAGGGAACCUUGCCUUCCUAACAGUCACUGUCUCGGUCGAUGCAACAGCAUUAAGAAUCACCCAAAAAGUCAAACUCUCCCUGCUUUACCGUCAAAAUCUGUGUCUCCUCCACCACCUUCAACUCAUAUGGAGCUCUGCCAUCGCCACAGCGCCCAUCCUUUACCAGAGUUACCAUGGGAACGUCCACCCCCGCCUCCACCACCAUGUCUCCACAGACCCUGCUACCCGUUUUCCACCCCUGAACAUACCCACCCACACAGCCACACACUCCCAGCCUCAAACAGACUUUGCCCCGGUCAAGACUGUCACCUCUUCCAUUUUUCCAGUCACGGCCCAUCCGCUCAUCUGUCGCACCAAUCGCUGCCCUCCAGCCCAUACAGAGAAAUGUUUUUUGGCUCUCCAACUCCGUCCUCUGGUUGCCCCUGUCGGGACUGCUCCAGCAGGCGGGAGCACCAAUCAGCCCCCAUCAGAACAUUCCACCCAUUACACCCAGACCAAUCAGAAAACCCACAGUGGUCCCAAGGAGCAUCAAUGCAGCGAACAAGAGAGGUGCCCCCUGUAUGGGAAACUGAAAAUCCAUGGGAGGUGGCAAGGGAGGCAGAGUUCUGGCAGUGCAAAUCAGCCAUGCCAGCAUUUCACACCUGCCACCCCCCCAUGAAUCAGAGUCCAACCCCGGAUCAGCGUAGAUUUGCAUUCAUACCUCACCAGAGCUACCCCAGCCCUCAGUCCCUGAUGGAUGUUCGGGACGGCGCCAGCAGUGGCUAUCACACGCCUCCACAGCCCCACCACUCCUGUCCAUGCUCACCUUAUCAGUCGUCUCCAGCUGAGAGCCACGAGAGCCGGGGUUACGCCUCAGGAUAUCAUUCUGGAUCGGCCUCUCCCCUGCCUGGAAGUAGCCCCUCUCCUGGGAGAGGCAGGCUGCCCGACACCCCCUCCAGAUCCAGAGACCAGCAGUGCACUGAGCAUCAGAAAGUGGAAAAGGCCAGGGCUGAUGUGGAGGAUAAUAUAUCCCAGGGUUCAGAGGGUAAAUCAGACUCAAAUGGCCAGUCGAGCACCCCUGGACUGGACUCUGAUCAUGACUACACACUCAUUGGCAGCAGCAGCCCAACACAUACUGAGGACAGUGCAACCCGUGACAGCACUCCUCAGAGCCAAGACAUCACUACUCAAAUGGAGUCCAUCACUAACGAUAAUAAAACCGUCACACCAGUUCCAUCAGAAACACACACAAGUUCCAGCAUCUCUAUAAACUCCACACAGUCACGAGCUGAGCAGUCCCAGAGCUCUGAGUGUAAGUCCAAAGCCGCCCAGGUCACAGGAGGUGCAGAAGGACCUGAUCAGGCUUCAAGUCAAACUUCUAUCAUCAUCACCCCGGUGCAAGUACAACUGAAUGGCACCAGCCUUCAUGUUGAGACGCCAUCUGAUAGCAGUAGAGCUGUAUCCAUGAACCCUUCUGCCAGUCCCACUUCAACACCAUCCUCCCCAAACUCUCCUAUCGGAUCUCCAGAGCUGCAGUCCUCCCCCCAGCGCUCCCCUUCACUUACAGAUGCAGCAGGACAGAGGCUGACACCGGACAGAGACAGCUCAGCCGACACAAAACCACCAUCUCCUGUACCUGAUGGAUACCACACGCCUACUUUCCCCUUAGCAUCCUAUUACUACCCAUUACUAAACGUCCCCCAUGUGCCGUAUACUGGGUACACCGCUGUCACCAUCCCCCCCAUUCAGCCGCCGUUGCCUGAGAAGAAGCGUCUUUCAGCCACGCCAGGAUGCCUGAACGGACACAGCCAUGUUCUCCGGGUGUCCUCUGCUCCUUCUCCCACGCACCAUGUUAGUUUCUCCCCCUCUGUGGGAGAGCAGAGACGGGGGUCUACACAGUCCAGUGGGAAAGAGGAGGCAGACAUUAGAGUCAAUGCAAAGUUUGUCCAAGACAGCUCCAAGUUCUGGUACAAACCAGGCAUCUCUAGAGACCAAGCCAUAGCUGUGCUGAAGGACAAGGAGCCGGGCUCUUUCCUCAUCAGAGACAGUAACUCUUUCCAGGGGGCUUACGGCCUUGCCCUCAAGGUGGCCACCCCACCUCCAAACGCCAACGUCACUGGGAACAAAGGGGAUCCACUGGAACAGCUGGUGAGACACUUCCUCAUAGAAACUGGGCCUCGGGGAGUGAAGAUCAAGGGCUGUCAGAAUGAGUCCUACUUCGGAAGUUUAUCUGCCCUGGUGUUUCAGCAUUCAAUCACUCCCAUUUCUUUACCAUGUGCACUUCGUAUUCCAGAGAAAGAUCUGGUUGGAGAGCUUCAGGAGAUACAAAGUGCAACCAGCACAAGCACAGCAGCUGACCUCCUCAAACAAGGAGCAGCUUGUAACGUGCUCUACCUGAACUCUGUGGAGACCGAAUCAUUAACUGGGCCUGAGGCAGUUUCCAAGGCAACCAAAUGUACUAUGUCACUGAACCCACGUCCAGUCGCAACAGUCGUCCACUUCAAAGUGUCUGCUCAGGGCAUCACUCUCACAGACAGCAAAAGAAGGCUAUUUUUCAGAAGACACUACCCAAUCAACAGCGUUACCUUCAGCAGUCUGGACCCCCAAGACCAGAGGUGGACUAAUUCUGAUAGUACGUCAAGCAAAAUGUUUGGGUUUGUGGCCAGGCGGACGGGCAGUGCUACAGAGAACGUGUGCCACCUGUUUGCAGAAAUAGACCCAGAGCAGCCAGCUGUGGCCAUUGUUAACUUCAUCAACAAAGUCAUGUUGGGACCACAGCUACGCAGAUGAGGAUACACAAGCACCUAAUCUCUGGACUGCUGGAAAUCUUGGACAUAUUAAUGUAACAAAGACUUUUUUUUUUUUUAAUUAAGUGUGAACAUAUUGUUUUUUUGCCUUUAUGUUGGUGGCACCACAUCCUGCUAGGGCUUUGUGACUGUUAUAAGAGAUCUAUGUUCUUAUAUCUCUGUGCUACAUCAGGUAUUGUUGUUUAUGUGUAAACUAACAAGAACUGAGGAGGGUGAUAAACCUAAAGUUUGGUAAAAUUGUGCCAAAUGAGAUUAAAAAAUGUUUUGUUUUUCUGUUCAUAAGAUUAUUGUCGCCUUGUUUAUGUGACAUGUUAUCAAAUAUUAAUCAUGACGCACAAAAAAAACUUCACAACUGCUUGAGUGACAAUCUGCAAAGCACAAUUACACUAUUUGUAGUAUUUCCACCUCAGUGUUUAAUAAAAGCACAGGCAAAGUGGUCUAGAAAGUUUUCAGUCAUUUAGUAGAUGGUAAGGGCUAUGUUUUGGAGAAAAGGUCAUGUUACUAGAAUAUCUGCACUGAUGCAAUAUGAAAAAGUGUGACAGAAGUGAUUGAAUGAGGGAAAUUAUGUAUUUGCAUUAUUGGAUUAUAGAGACUACUUUAACUGGUUGCAUACUGUACAUAUUAUGAACAAUCUGCAUUUUCUUUUCCAGUGCAUCUAUAUUUUUAGAAGUAUGUUCUAAGUACUGCAAUGCUACCUACAAGGGAUUUAAUAAAAUGCUACACAUGUGAAAAUGUCAAAAAGAAGGAAGCCUUAAAACAGAAUAAAUACAUGUUAAUGAUGAUGGAGCAUGGAUAUGAGCAAUCAUAAGUGAAAUACAAAUACAACCAAGCCUUACAAUCAUAAUGGCAGAGUCACUAUCAACAAGUCCUGUUCCUUUUUGGUUUUCGCAUGUGUUCCAUUUGUAGUUACAAUAUAUAAUUAGAAACUUUUAUUGAAGAAUGAAGCCUUGCUUUAGGCCAAAGACUGAAAUUGUGUCAAGAACAAUUGGGUGAUUGAUUUUUUUUUUUUUUUUUCCACAAUAUCUUUUUAUUUGGUAUUUGGGUGUUUUCUAUAAACUGAGACAGUAUUAAGACCACAGCACAAUGCUUAUUUUUCAUAAUGUAUUUUUAUGUGAAAGAAGUAAUAUAUUUUACACUUCUUAAAGUAGAGGAGAGUGAAGAUUGGUGUAUGUCAUAUUUGACAACAAAACGAAGCUAAUAAAUUAUAGCAAAUGGAACCGUA